This is a messenger RNA of Phaedon cochleariae (mustard beetle), 1922 nucleotides long. The record is from the annotation of a GenBank genome assembly. NCBI's taxonomy places the organism in Eukaryota, Metazoa, Arthropoda, Insecta, Coleoptera, Chrysomelidae.
CCUUAACAUUUUCAUUUGCCAAAAAAAUUAAGAUUUCAAAAAGUUUAGUAGGGUACAUGGUACAAUUUCAGAUUAUUUCAUAUUCCUAGCUGAUCCAGUGCUCCUUUAUUCAGAAAAUGGCAACAAUGAGAAGCACAACUGAACAUUGGGAAGAAUUUUAUGCUACCCAUUUACCUCCAAGUGAUUUUGAAGAUAACAGGACAUUGCUGAAGGAGUUUUGUAAAAGGCACAAUAAAGGAAAUACACGUAUAGUGUUGAUAACUUCUGGGGGCACGACCGUCCCGCUGGAACACAACACCGUGCGCUUCGUCGACAACUUCAGCGGCGGCACGCGGGGGGCGGCCUCGGCCGAGUACUUCCUCGAGCACAACUACGCCGUAAUUUACAUGCACCGGCUCAAGUCGAUGGAGCCGUUCACCAGGCACUUCAGCGGACAGACUUUCCUGGAUAUGCUCGAGUUGAACGAGAGGGGACCAAAUACGACCAUAACAGUGAAACCAGACAGCGUCGAUGUUUUGGCGCCAGUAUUAGCAAGUUAUAAAUCAGCCCAUGACUCUGGCAGCAUAUUAUAUGUGAAUUUCACCACCGUUUCUGAUUAUUUUUGGUUAUUGAGAGCUGCCUGCGAAUGUCUGACGGAUUGCGGCCCUAGGGCACUACUGUAUCUAGCGGCAGCAGUGUCAGACUUCUACAUACCUUCUAGUCAAAUACCAAUCCAUAAAAUUCAAUCGCACACUGGGGUUCCCAACAUUCAAUUGCAAUUAGCUCCGAAAAUGUUGGCCCCUCUAGUGAGCCUUUGGAUCCCCCAUGCAUUUGUGGUGUCAUUCAAAUUGGAGACUGAUGAAAACAUAUUGAUUUCUAAAGCCAGAGCUGCCUUGAGCAAAUACAAGCACACGCUGGUUAUCGGAAACCUGUUGCAAACAAGGAGGACCAGGGUGGUUUUCGUGACGCCCACCAGCAGUUCCGAGGUCACUCUGACUCGAGAGCAGAUCCUCAACGGCAUGGAGAUCGAAGACAACAUCGUCUCUAACGUCGUGUCCCACCACACUGACUUUAUAAAGAGUCAACACUACUAGGAAGCGAGGCACCUUCGGGGUUAGAAAAGCGUACUAGUUCAAAAUGGGGAACUCGUUAGCGGAGGUGGAUAGAAAAGUUAGAUAAUCACUAUCAGGAACGGGUAGGGAAAAACUGACCUUGUGGUUUGGAGCUUGAUUUUUGUGAAACAUCGAUUGGUGACAACCGCACUUUGAUACCUGUAACCGUUUCCGAGAUAUAAUCGAAAUUUGACCUUUCACCGAUUCCGAAAAAUGGUGACAAUGGCAGAUUUAACCAAGGGACCUUGACUUGGCGAAUAAAUCCUAUAUUCGUUUGCUGAAACAUGAGUUAUUGCAUUGAACUUAAAACUCUGUUUGUAUCUUCAUAUUUAAUGUGAUCGUAGGUGUUUUGCCUUGAAUGUUUAUACCUAUUCUUGUUACCUACCUAUCGUUAAGUAAGUACCAAAGUAUCUAUACCUAUUGUGAAACUGUGAAUACCUAGUUGAAUAUUUUUAUAGGUAUUUGUUUUAUUUUUAUACAAUGUCUUUUAUGAACUCCUAAAUCAGAUUUUACAUUUAUGUUUGCAAUUGUUAUAUAAAAGCACACUUUAUCAAUGGACAGUGUAUCUAUAUCUUGUUGUUGAAUGUCGAAGAAUUAGUUGUGAAUCAAUAAAUGUUUUUAUAUGAUAUUGUAUAUGAGUUUUUCCUAAUGAUCACAACAUCUAAAUAAUGUACACUAAUCUUAACUCAACACUAAGCACCUCUCUCUCUCUCUCAUGUCCUGAACGUAUGCCUCAGUUUGUUAACAACAUCUCGUUCGAGAUAUCGAUUCAGGUAUAACUCGAAUGUCCUGUCUUUAUUCAGCAUUUUGUAGAUCCGUUCACCAUACUUC